GUGAAAUGUAAACAUUUAGAAGAAAAGUAUUACAAAUGAUCAACAACAUACGAAGAAUGGCUUGAACACAAAAAGGUCAUCUUCUGGUGGCAUUCAAAAAGUUGAAAAUGAGAAAACGAAAGACAAAAAGCAAUACCAGGGAAAAUGACAUGAAAAGCGAGAGUGCAAUUAUAAAGGACUUUGAUUCCAUGACCCAAACUAGCGUUAACACUAUGUCGGCUAGUGAAAGUCAGGAGACCUUAAAUUCAGACCAAACAAUAGAUGACUUAAACUCUGUUUGCGUUAAAAUCGAGAUUGAUGAAUGGUGUAAUACGGCUUCUGAUUUUUAUUCUGUGUGUGCCAAAUCAGAACAGGUUCUUUAUGAGGAGAGACAUCUAAAUUGCAAGAAACAAGAUGGCUUCAAUAUAGUACAUGAACAGACAGCAUGUUUACGUAUGGAUCAAGAUUACACCAAGCAAGAUGGCUUCACCUCUGAAUGUGUGAAAUCAGAACAGACAGAAUAUGAGGAUGUCACACGACAAGCUUGUAUAAAUUCUGUAUAUGUGAACAAAAACCCCACUGCCAAUUUAAAUGAAUAUACUGUUACAGCACAAGAGAAUGCUGUGACAAGGACUGCCCCCAUUUUCCUGGGACCGGCUAAGAUGAAAUUGGUGAAAAAGGGUGACCAUGUGAAGAAAGUUAAAAGAAUGAAGAAAAUGAGAUACCCAGAAAAAGACAAGACUGUGUACAGUCUUCAAGAAAGGAACACUGGCAGCUGUAUGAACCUGGGACCUCCAGAUAAUGACCAUUUUCUCUACUGUGGAGACUGCAAUAAGGAUUUUGAAGGAGACUGCCCUGUCCAUGGACCCUACCACUACAUACAGGACAAAGAGGUGCCAGAAAUAGACCCUCUAAAAGCUGAACUUACCUUGCCAGAUUGCCUUGAAAUCAAAACAUCCAAAAUAGCUGGAGCUGGUCUUGGAGUGUUUUCCAAGGAGGGGCUGGAAUCCAGGAUCAUGUUUGGACCGUAUGGGGGAGAUAUCAUCACUGACAACCAUAAGUCAGGGUAUUGCUGGCAGACGAAGACCUAUAAGGAUGGCAAGGCGAGUCACUUUGUGGCUGCCAAGAACAAGACCACCUCUAACUGGAUGAGAAACGUGAACUGUGCUAUGACGGAGGAAGAUCGGAACCUUGUUGCAAUCCAGUACAAAGGAGGCAUCUAUUACUGCACAUUAAAGCCAGUUUCACCAGGUGAGGAACUUCUGGUCUGGUACAGAGAUAAAUUCGUCAGAGAAGUUUGCCUUAUCAGAUACAAGAACUUGUCAAUCAGUUAUUCAAAUAAAAACAGUGGUCACUUUGCGGCACACAUGAGUAUAAAUACAGAAGAGAGACGGUACAAGUGUGAGGAGUGUGGUUUUGCAUGUAAGGGGAGUGUUGACUUUAAUAAACACAUGGGGUUUCAUUCAGGAGAGAGACCUUACAAGUGUGAGGUGUGUAGUAAAGCAUUUAAACACAGUGGUGGCUUGAACAAACACAUGAGGAUACAUACAGGAGAGAGACCAUACAAGUGUGAGGUGUGUGGUUAUUCGUUUAAAAAUAAUGAUCACUUGAAGAUACACAUUAGGAUACAUACAGGAGAGAGACCGUAUAAGUGUGAGGUGUGUGGUAAAGCAUUUAAACACAGUGGUGAAUUGAAAAAACACUCGAGGAUUCAUACAGGAGAGAGACCAUACAAGUGUGAGGUGUGUAGUAAAGCAUUUAAACACAGUGGUGACUUGAACAAACACAUGAGGAUACAUACAGGAGAGAGACCAUACAAGUGUGAGGUGUGUGGUUAUUCGUAUAAAACUAGUGAUCACUUGAAGAUACACAUGAGGAUACAUACAGGAGAGAGACCGUACACGUGUGAGGUGUGUGGUAAAGCAUUUAAACAGAAUGGUAACUUGAAGGCACACAUGAAGAUACAUACAGAAGGAAGACUGUACAAAUGUGAAGUGUGUGGCCAUUCAUGUAUACAAAGUGUUCACUUGAAGACACACAUGAUGAUACAUACAGGAGAGAGACCGCCCAAGUGUAAGGUGUGCAGUUAUGCAUGUUACACGAGUUCUGACUUGAAGACACACAUGAGCAUACAUGCAGGAGAAAGACCGUACAAGUGUGAGGUGUGUGGCUAUUCGUGUAAAUAUAAUUGUCAAUUGAAGACACACAUGAUGAUUCAUACAGGAGAGAGACCAUUCAAGUGUGAGGUGUGUAGUUAUGAAUGUAACCAGAGUAGUACCUUGAAGAAACACAACAUGAUACAUACAGGAGAGAGACCGUACAAGUGUAAGGUGUGUAUUUAUGCAUGUUACAACAGUAGUAACUUGAAGGCACACAUGAGGAUACAUACAGGAGAGAGACCGCACAAGUGUGAGGUGUGCAGUUAUGCAGGUAACACGAGUUCUGACUUGAAGACACAUAUGAGGAUACAUUCAAGAGAAAGACCGCAUACGUGUUAGGUGUGUGGCUAUUCAUGUAAACAUAGUAAUUAAUUGAAGGAACCCAUGAAGGUACAUUCAGGAAAAAGGCCGUAUAAGUGUGAGGUGUGUGGCUAUUCGUGUAAAUAUAAUGGUCACUUGAAGACACACAUGGUGAUUCAUACAGGAUAGAAACCGUAAAAGUGUGAGAAUUGUAGUUUUGAAUGUAACCAGAGUAGUACCUUGAUGAAACUCAUAAGGAUACAUACAGGAGAAAGAACAUUCAAGUGUGCGGAGUGUGAUUAUGCAUGUAAGGAGAGUGGUUACUUGAAGGGACACACGAGGAUACAUACAGGAGUGGGACCGUAAAAGUGUAAGGUGUGUCACUGUGGUUAUGCAUGUUACAACCGUAGUAACUUGAAGGCACAUAUGAAGAUAAAUGCAGGAGAGAAACAAGUGUGAGGUGUGUGGUAACGAGUGGUGACUUGCAGAAGCUCAUAAGGAUAGAUAAGGGAAGAAAUAGUAACAACAUGAACAUAUUAACAUUCUCUGAAAAUUUUAAUAUUUGGUGUUUAAAACGUCUUGUUUCGAUUAUAUGUAUAUUAUAAAAACUUCAAAAAUC
Molecule: messenger RNA, 3057 nt
Organism: Dreissena polymorpha
Lineage: Eukaryota; Metazoa; Mollusca; Bivalvia; Myida; Dreissenidae
Product: zinc finger protein 43-like
Exons: 8
Coding region: 108-2477 (789 amino acids)
Cellular component (GO): nucleus
Molecular function (GO): protein binding
Source: RefSeq, a predicted model, not a curated record